Messenger RNA from Lachancea lanzarotensis, 1038 nucleotides. RefSeq names its product LALA0S09e03752g1_1 (gene RXT2). Bases 1 to 1038 code for a protein of 345 amino acids. The transcript has a single exon. Gene Ontology annotation, biological process: negative regulation of rDNA heterochromatin formation; negative regulation of silent mating-type cassette heterochromatin formation. The record is from RefSeq and is a predicted model, not a curated record. NCBI's taxonomy places the organism in Eukaryota, Fungi, Ascomycota, Saccharomycetes, Saccharomycetales, Saccharomycetaceae. Gene Ontology annotation, cellular component: cytosol; Rpd3L complex.
AUGCACCAGGCAGACGACAAGGAAAUACAUGAACAAAUUCGAUUGUUCACUGCUGCAGUACUACGAGAAAAAAGUGGCAAUUUCCCCCGUUUAAAACGGUCCAGGGACGGCUCUGUUUUCCCUUCAACAGAUGGUGCAACGACCAACAGGGGAAACAAGUUACUCCAGCAUGCGGAAGGCGUGAAACGAACGUCACUUCAAAAUUACGACGGGAGUCAAGAAAGUCAUGUAUUUUACAACGGAUCAGUGCAUAGACUUUUGGCCCGCAAUCGUCAAAACAUCGCAGACGAUGAAGACGAAAGCAGCAACGGCAGCAACACGGAUUUGCACGAAUUGGUAGACGUUAGACAGAUUUUAGCACCCAUCUCGUCUCUAGAGGACGUGGCAAAACAUCCGGCGAUCUCCAAAAGGUUUCAGAGCAGCGUGCUUCGAGACCUUGCGCUGCAGGCGGUGCUAAUGAUAGAAAAAGAACAAAAAAACGUAGUGUCGUUUUCAAACGUACUAGAAGCGUUUUUAGGAGAUUAUCCGGGACCGCUAAUAGAGCAAACUCUGAAGCUCGAAGAAUACGACCACAAUCUCAGUUUGCGGGACAGCUCCACGCUAGGUUUUACAACUGCUGAUCAGCCAGAGCCUUUAAAAGCUGAACGUGAUGUAAACGGAGGUGACCCUUUUUUCGCUCUACCUCAAUUCAAUCCCUACAAUACUCUUCCGUCGGUAAUAUCGCGUAAGGAGGAUCUGUCCAACGAAGAAGUAGAGGCAGCGAGGCAGUUAACUCAAAUUGCACUGCAGCGAAACCAGGAAUUUGUCAGAAAUUUACAAAAAAUUCGCAAUUGCAUCGUCAAGGCAGAGCGGAUAAAGGAGCGAAUCAACAUGUGGAGUCGAGAAUUCGCGGGAAUUCCGGAAGAAGGUGUAACAGUGCCAAGCGCACUUCAUGUUGUCAAAAGAGGGCUAAUAAGCGCUACUACAAACAGAACUAUGACAGAAGAGCAACUAGAAGCUGACGCGGAAGACGAGGUGGACCAGGAAAAGCCAACUUAA